CUCGCGCACAGACGGAUGCGCACGGUCACCAACUACUUUCUGCUGAACUUGGCCGUAUCCGACGUUUCCAUGGCGGCGUUUAACACGCUGGUCAAUUUUGUGUACGCCGCGCGCGGGGAGUGGUACUUUGGCAGCGCGUACUGCAAGUUCCACAACUUCUUCCCGGUAGCCGCGGUGUUCGCGAGCAUCUAUUCCAUGACGGCCAUCGCGGUAGAUCGGUACAUGGCCAUCAUACACCCACUGAAACCCCGUUUCUCGGCAACCGUUACUAAGGUUGUCAUUGUGUGUGUGUGGGGUGCGGCAGUGGUGCUGGCCCUCCCGUUGUGUUUCUACUCCACCACCACGACUGUGCCAUUGCGGACGCUGUGUCACGUAGCCUGGCCCCGCCGCGCCGAUGAUGCCUUCAUGUACCACAUCAUUGUAGCCUUCUUGGUGUAUCUACUGCCCCUAGUGGUAAUGGGCAUCACCUACACCAUAGUGGGGAUUACAUUGUGGGGCAGUGGCAUUCCAGGACAUUCCUCAGAGAACUACCUGGAGCACCUGCAAGCCAAACGCAAGGUGGUGAAGAUGAUGGUGCUGGUGGUGCUGACCUUUGCCCUCUGCUGGUUACCAUACCAUGUCUACUUCAUCGUGACAGGCCUGAACAGGAGGCUCAUGAAGUGGCAGCACAUCCAGCAGGUUUACCUGUCAGUGCUGUGGCUAGCAAUGAGCUCCACCAUGUACAACCCCAUCAUCUACUGCUGCCUGAACAGCAGGUUCCGGGCAGGAUUUAAGCGAGCAUUCUGCUGGUGCCCUUUUGUCCACCUGUCAGACUUGGAUAAACUGGAGCUGAAGAUGACCCGGUUCCACCCAACCCGCCAGAGCAGCCUGUUCACCGUGACCCGGCUGGACUCAUGCGCUGACUUGCACACACACUCUUCACGCCGCAAAAGCUCCACCACCAGUCGCCAUGGCAGCCUUGUCAGCCAAUCACGCCAUGUCACCCGAACCUCUCUGAAUGGCAGUCUCCAUGGUAGCACUGCAAACAACAGUGUUAAUUAGCUUAGAAACACAGAACACAUAGUAAAUGGCAUAUAUUAAAAAAAAUACAGUUCACUCAACUGCUAAACCUCACCAGUCAGUUUGAAUCAUUCUUCCUAAUCUAACUGUGGUUUCUAAAGUUUUCCAGUGACUGACUCAGUUGGGUUUUCAAGAUGCAGUGUGAUGAGCAGUGGCACUGAUGAAUUGGCAGUGUGUGUGUGAGUGUGUGUGAUGAGGCAACCCCCCAGUCUCUUGACGUGUGCAUUAUUCAAUAUUCUUUUGGUCUAUAGAGGUCUGUUUAAAUAUCCAAAAUACACUUGAGGUUCAGAAGAUAAUUAACAUUAAAAUACAGCCAGUAAGAGCAAGUGUGGGUGAAUGUGUCCAGACUGGAGUGUUCUGAAUAGGUUGGGUAUGGUGCAGACGAUCCUUGAAUGAUCUCCUCAUAAGUCCACAGCCCGGCGCAGCGUCUGAGAGAACACACUCUGGUGACAGGAAACAGGCCAACUGGAGGACUUGUCUUUGAUUGAAUAACCUUCAGUGUGUCCACAGCACAGCCUGCUGUUCCUCACGCCGUUUACAUUCCCUGUAGUAUCCCCCAUAGUUCAGGGUCCUGCU
This is a messenger RNA of Electrophorus electricus (electric eel), 1635 nucleotides long. RefSeq names its product neuromedin-K receptor. NCBI's taxonomy places the organism in Eukaryota, Metazoa, Chordata, Actinopteri, Gymnotiformes, Gymnotidae. Gene Ontology annotation, cellular component: plasma membrane; sperm midpiece. The record is from RefSeq and is a predicted model, not a curated record. Gene Ontology annotation, molecular function: tachykinin receptor activity. Gene Ontology annotation, biological process: G protein-coupled receptor signaling pathway; positive regulation of flagellated sperm motility.